CUAAUUAUUUAUAAUUUUAUUAACAGUCAAGGAUUUAAAAUACCGGUCACUCGGUAUAAUAUAGUAUAGAUCAUAUUCGAUUCCUGAAAAUGCAUUUCAAAGGAGGAAACAAAGACUUUUAGGUCAAUGCUAGGUCAUCAUUAAUUUCGUAGAAACCGUGUUCCAGUUUGACUAUAGUGUACCAAUGUCAAAUCACGUUGGGUCGAUGGCUCUUUCCAGGAAUUUCAGUCAUCCAUGUGUAUCUUUGACAAUGAAUAGGCUAUUAGAUUGUUUUCACACCAUCAUCAUCUGUAUAUCUAUAGGUUGAUCAUACUAUCCAGACUGUAAUCCUAGUUCAUACCUUAAUGAUGUCUUUCCGUACCAGUCAGCCGGUUGAAUCCUCGUCUUCCUCAUCCUCGCAUUUGCCACAACCAUGCCGUCAGUUUACCUUUUCUGAGAUUGGAGUUGCAACCCGAAACUUUGAUGAGUCAUUGGUGAUUGGACGUGGGGGGUUUGGCAAUGUUUACAGAGGAACAAUCACCUGUGGGGAAAUUCGUUUGGAUGCUGCAAUUAAGAGGCUGGAAGCAGGUUCUAAUCAAGGAGCAGUAGAAUUUUGGGCUGAGGUUGAGAUGCUCUCCAAAUUAAGGCACUGUCAUUUGGUAUCUUUAAUUGGUUACUGCAAUGAUGGGCAAGAAAUGAUCCUUGUAUACGAAUAUAUGUAUAACGGAACUCUAGCAGAUCGGCUCCACAAACGUCAAGUCCCUCUAACUUGGGUGCGAAGACUCAAGAUAUGCAUAGGGGCCGCUCGUGGUUUAGAUUACCUGCACACUGGUACAGGUAUUAAGCAUGGAGUUAUACAUCGGGAUGUUAAGAGCACAAAUAUAUUGUUAGAUGACAAAUGGGCAGCAAAGAUUUCUGACUUUGGGUUGUCCAAGAUUGGUCCAACGAAUCAGCCAUCCACUUAUGUUAACACUUUAGUGAGGGGCACCUUUGGAUAUCUAGAUCCAGAAUAUUUUCAAACGGGGAGGCUAACUCGAAAGUCUGAUGUUUAUGCCUUUGGGGUGGUACUGUUUGAAGUCUUAUGUGGGAAACAAGCAGUAGAUAGUAGUAUUGAUGAGGAGCACUGGGGUUUGGCAACAUGGGCCCAAGACUCCAUUAAAAAAGGAAGGUUAAAGCAGAUCGUUGAUUCUAAUUUAAGGGGGAAAAUAUCCCCAAAAUGCUUGAAGGAGUUUGCACUACUUGCUGACCGGUGUUUGCAUAGCCAUCCAAAGCAACGCCCUACAAUGGCUGAGGUUGUGGUGGGUCUUGCGUCAAUUCUAGCCUUACAAGAGAAAACGGACAAUCAAGUGCUACCUAUGGACAUCAAACUUUUUGGCAGAAGGAUACCGACAUUUCUAUUUCCAUCUAAUAGCGCAAACUCAGUUGGAGGUACACGUUUGAAAUCCUUAGAUGCAUACCUCUACAAGUUUGAUUUCAACACUAUCGUUUAUGCAACUGAAAACUUCUCCGAAGCUCAUAAGCUUUCAUCUGACAGAUAUGAGUCCAUGUACAAGGUUAAGCUACAAAACAUGGGAAUUGAUACAGAACUUAUUGAUCCUUAUUAUUCCAUGUACAAGGGAAUACUACCAAAUGGAAAAGAUAUAGCAAUUGCUCGACCUUCUUCGGAUACCAGAUAUGAAGAAUUUAUGAAUGAAGCAUCAAUACUUGUAAAAGUUGAACAUGAAAAUGUGCCUCUGUUGCUUGGGUACUGUGUUGACGGAACAAAAGUGUACCUCCUCUAUGACUUUGCCCCUUAUGCAACUCUGGAUGACUUGAUUUUUGGUAAAUUUUUCUAUUUCAAAUGUACACCUCUUAAUUGAGGUCAUUGCUUGGUUCAGCAGAGAGCACAUUUCAACUCUUGGGAACUCCUGAUAGAAUCUAAGAGCAUACAAUUAUUGUUUUAUCUGAAUUUAUACAACAAUCAUAGUAAUCAAGUUAAAUUAAUUUGUAA
Messenger RNA from Helianthus annuus (common sunflower), 1969 nucleotides. RefSeq names its product receptor-like protein kinase FERONIA. NCBI's taxonomy places the organism in Eukaryota, Viridiplantae, Streptophyta, Magnoliopsida, Asterales, Asteraceae. The record is from RefSeq and is a predicted model, not a curated record. Gene Ontology annotation, molecular function: ATP binding; transmembrane receptor protein tyrosine kinase activity. Gene Ontology annotation, biological process: protein autophosphorylation. The transcript has 4 exons. Gene Ontology annotation, cellular component: plasmodesma; plasma membrane. The coding region runs from base 345 to 1838 and encodes 497 amino acids.